GCGCAAUGGCGCCCGCACCAGAUUGCUCCAGGAAUUGUCGCAAGGGCAUGAUGAUCGUCGCCCUGGGCAUCGCCACGCUGGCGCGUGCGGCCGUCCGCGUGGCGGAGGCGGACCAGGGCAGCGGUCUCCCCGCGGACUCCAAGGAGGCCUCCUGCGACGCGGAGCUGCUCGAUGACACCGACAGCCAGAAGACGUCCCUCCUGCAGCAGAGCCGCGCGUUCGUGCUGGACCAGGGCGUGCAGAGGCAGGCGGCGCAGCAGGCCCCGGCGCCGCCGAACUCCACGAGGGCCGCGAAGGUUCAGCUCUACGGCAGCUCGCAGUGCCAGUGCAUCGGCAUAAACUCCGAGGGGACCAUGAAGAUCAGCGUCAACGGGACCACCUUGGACUACCCUCGGGCAACAGGCUCUUCGUGUCAGGCCUGGGACAGCCAGCGGCACCCGGACUGCCAGUCGUCGUCCUCGCCGUCCUGGUGCCGGUCCUCGUGGUGCUACGUCGACGCCGCGAGCUGCGACCUUCGGGGCGCGCAGGCCCCGGAGGUGUCUCUCUACCUCCAAGACGCUCGCUUCCAGGGGCGCCAGCUUUACUACUCCUACGCGACCUGCGGCUCCACCGACACCUGGACCGCGGAUCGCCACGUGGAGCGCCUGCUCCAACCAGAGGGCGGAGGCCGACUGCGGCAGGCUCUCGUCAAAGUGCGCGUGGACUGGCUCGAUGUGCGCCGGGAAGGACCUCGUGGCGAGCAUCUCGGGAGAUCGGGCGGCCCUGCCCGAGGAAUUCGGCCAGGACCGAGAGCUGCGCGUGCAUUGGCUUCACCAGCAUCAGCGGGUCCACUCUCGCUGGGUCUUACGGCCGACGGGACUCGGUGGCGUAUUCUGCUGAUGUAGGCUCGUCGUGCCAGGCGUGGGACAAGAGCACAAACUCCCGGUGCUCUGGAGUCGCCGACGCGUGGUGGUGCAAGCAGUCGUGGUGCUACGUGGACCCGUGCACCUGCACGUCCGCGCGCAGCGUUCCACGGAAGGCGCACCUCCUCCCAGGCGGCGCCACCUUCCGGGGCGUCCCGCUGUUUUACUCGUACGAGACUUGCGGAUCAAUGGACGCUUAUUCCAAGACCAUGAACAAGGAGUCGUGCCCAAGGCAUACGUCGUGGCAUGCGUGCGGGAAGGCCGCGGACAGCUGCUACUGGCACUCCACCAUGGGCUGCGUCAGCAACGUCUUCCGCGAGUCCUGCGGGGUCACCGACCAGAACGCGGGCAGCAAGACCGUCCUCGCGCAAAUCUACCAGGCCGCCAGGAAGGAGAAGGCGGCCAGGCCGCAGUAGGCCGUGAUGCUCGGGGGCCGCGUGUGCCGCAGUGUGUUGCGCGGGGGUCCCCCGAGUGGGCCCCCCCCCGGCCGCGCCAGCGCGUGCCGUGGCGGGCAUUCGAGCAGGGGGCCUCGGGAGCGGGGGGCUCGGCCUGGGGCCCCUCGUGCCGGCGGUCCCCGCGCGGCGCGCUGCGGCUCCGCCGGCGGGGCUGCCCGCGCAGAGGGCUGCUCGCCGGGGUUGGUGGCGGCGUCGGCCUCGUAGGACGAGCCGGCUCAGGCCCAGGACCUGACGGCGUGCUCUUUCCCCCAGUGCCCUCAUGCCCUCACCCCGACUCAAGGGGUGUUCUUUCCCCCAGUGCCCUUAUCGUGUUGGCUCAGGAGCCCUCACAUCAUUAUUGCCGGUACAGGCUAUCUGCGCGGCGGUCCAGUUCGGUUCGACCCAGCAUGGUUUCGCAUGUCGAACAGGUAGGUGCACGCUACUGGUUGCAACUUUGUAGCCUGACUUUGGAACGGGGCAUUUUUUUCCAGAGAUGGCACUCCGGGCCUCUCGCAGCAUAGGCAGUGCCAGUCUGACACGUACGUGUUUGACCAAUGCGUGGGAGAGUGGGCUCCAUCCAGAUGUAUGUUGCUAACUCGUCCAGUUUUUCCCAGCAUCGGCUGCGCUCGACUCAGAAUUCUUUAGCCUUGCGAA
Messenger RNA from Prorocentrum cordatum, 1990 nucleotides. Lineage: Eukaryota; Dinophyceae; Prorocentrales; Prorocentraceae. The record is from the annotation of a GenBank genome assembly.